Messenger RNA from Paramuricea clavata, 339 nucleotides. The record is from the annotation of a GenBank genome assembly. Lineage: Eukaryota; Metazoa; Cnidaria; Anthozoa; Malacalcyonacea; Plexauridae.
AUGUUUUCCGAUGUUAACAUAGAUAAGACUAAUUACGGAAAUAUCGAGUUCUUUGCGCAAUACAAACCAACAUGCCUUUGUCUUGAGGUUGAAAGCAGUUGUAAGCCUAUUAAUGUCGUGGUCGUUUCUGUUCUUUCGAGAGUUGAGUUUAACCUUAUCAACGAUGACCUUACGCAUGCAUCCGUUCCUGGUAUUAUGGUCGUAACUCCACCGGAUAGCACCAAGAAAGCAACAGUAGAAAUAGAACAAAUACAAUCUAAAUGUAUAUAUAUGCAUUUUGAAGAUUGCCCUGGACAAUCCUUUUUGGCCUUUCCUCCAAAUAAAGUGGAGACAGAUUAG